Messenger RNA from Drosophila novamexicana, 1151 nucleotides. RefSeq lists its product as uncharacterized. The coding region runs from base 64 to 831 and encodes 255 amino acids. The transcript has a single exon. The record is from RefSeq and is a predicted model, not a curated record. NCBI's taxonomy places the organism in Eukaryota, Metazoa, Arthropoda, Insecta, Diptera, Drosophilidae.
CAUUUGGGCUCCGUCCGGCAGUUUUGUGCUCAAACCAAAUUUUUUUUUGUAUUUUUAAUUUUGAUGAUGAGUUCUAAAAAUUUUGCCAACUACACAACACAUCUUUUGAAAGACCUGGUUCAGCCAUGCCGGUGUACGAGGCCAAGGGGUUACCUGUCUGCCCGUUCCAUGGGAAGUUUCAAGUGCGAAAAAGCGGUUAUAAAGGAAAAGAAGACAUGUAUACCGGUUGUGAAAUUACAGCCAGAAUACUAUAAGCAGCGCAAGCCCUGCAAGCCAGAUACUGAGCUAAGGGCAAACCCCAUUUUGGGCUACCCGCGGUGCGAUGUACCCUACAAUCCGACGUGUAUGGGGCUUUGUUUCAACCAACCCCGUCUCGAUACGCGCCUGUACAAGCCAAGCAAGAGUCUCCAUCGUCCCUUCCAGGUCAACUGGGUGGACUGUGUGCCGGAGAAGCGUGCCGAGCGAUGCGUGGCCAAAAUGAUGCCCCCGGAGAUCAAGCGCCGCAAGACAAAAAGGCCGUAUUGUCCCCGAUUUGUGAUUAAAAAGUGUCCCAUAUUGAAGCCGAUGCCGUGCAAGCCCUUUACACCGGCACCUCCUACAUCGGAGGAGCGCUGUAUCAAGUUCCCGCUAUGCGAGUGCCCUAAGGGCAGAGACAGGACCCGUUGCAAGAUCAAUAUGAAAGUGCACCCAACAUGCAAGCGACCGCGCACACGCUAUCCCAGUUUCUCAGAGUGUGAUGCUGCCGUGAACGCGGCAGUAAAUACCGAGUGCUACAGUCCGCCAUCCAUAUGCGAGAUGUGGCGAUCGUUCAAGAGUCGUCAUAGCGGAUAACUAAGAUAAGAUAACUCAUUUAGAACUCUAGAUACUGUGGCGUUUCGUAUGCAACUUUAUAUCGGUCAACACCUCUUCAAUCGAUAAUUAGAACUACAGAAAAAGAAGGGCAUUUGAGCGCUAACCACCACAAUCUCAAUUCAAUUCGGCAAAAUUUUUCUCGAAAUACCGACCCAAAUCGCUCGAAUUUUAAACAUAAAAUGGUUGUAACUAAGCAAAAUUGUUCCGAUAAAUCGCGUUUAAAAACGUGAAUAAUUUCAAACGCAAUGAAAAUAUAUAUAUUUCUCCGAUAUAUAAAUUAUUCAAUUUUACUGAAUAAA